This is a messenger RNA of Crotalus tigris (Tiger rattlesnake), 2706 nucleotides long. RefSeq lists its product as uncharacterized. Bases 1 to 2310 code for a protein of 769 amino acids. Gene Ontology annotation, cellular component: membrane. Gene Ontology annotation, molecular function: receptor ligand activity; tumor necrosis factor receptor binding. Gene Ontology annotation, biological process: immune response. The transcript is spliced from 13 exons. The record is from RefSeq and is a predicted model, not a curated record. NCBI's taxonomy places the organism in Eukaryota, Metazoa, Chordata, Lepidosauria, Squamata, Viperidae.
AUGGGCUCUGCAGUCCGAGCUCCAACCGGGAAGCCUCUCUCUUGCCGGGGCGGGGGGGGGAGCAAGGCAGAAAACAGCCUCCGCAGGCUGGCUUGGAAAGUUCGCCUGGCCAAGGUAGACUGCGCCUAUCCGGGGAGGCUCUGCGCUGGGUCCCGGCUCUUCCCCGCCCAGCCCCUCCGGCGGGCGUUGCCUGCCCCGCAGUUCCCGGGCUGCGCCUCUCCAGGCACCGGGCGCUCUCUGCAGCUGCUGGCGGCCGGCCGAGCGCGGCUUCCCCUGGGCGGCCUCGCUUCCUCCUCCUCCGCCUCCGCCUCCUGCUUCGCCUCCGGCCCCUCCGCCUCCCGCUCCGGCCGGCUACAGAGCGCCUCGGUCGGGCCGGCCAUGGGCAGGCGCCGCCGGGCACGGGAGCCGCCCGCCCGGCCGCCGCUGCUGCUGCUGGCGCUGGCCUCCUUCUCGGCGCUCCUGCUCGCCUCGCUCAGCCUCCUGCUGGCCGCCUGGCCCCGCCACGCCGCCGGACUCGGCCGGCCGGACCCCGCCGAUGCUGCCCCCGGCGCCCUGCCGCAGAAAGUGCUGUCGGAGGAGUUGGACCCGGUGGUGCUCUCCUCCAGCUGGAACAACCAAGGGAAGUUCCUGCACCAUUUUGCCCAGCAGGGGGCGCUGCGGCAUCGAAGGCAAGCUGAGAAGGGGAAACGGGUUCGGCCUUGCCGGACGGGAAAUAUCUGUGCCGCCCACUACGAAGUGCAAGCCUCCUUUGGACGAGCUGGGAUGCAGGCAGAUGCCAACGGGACCAUCCGCGGAUGGGCGGAAGCCAAGCUGAACGCCACCAACCCCCUGCGGUACGACAACAGCCGCGGAGAGUUCACGGUGGUCAAAAGGGGCCUGUAUUACCUGUAUUGCCAGGUCCACUUCAACGAGGGGAAGACGGUCUACAUGAAGCUGGACGUGAUGCUGAGCGGCCAGCUGGCCUUGCGCUGUUUGGAGCAGUUCCCCCCCACCAGCUCCGGACCCCAGGAGGCCGAACUGCACGUCUGCCAGGUGUCCGGUCUGCUUCUCCUGCGUCCCGAAGCCUCCAUCCGUUUGCGCACCAUCCCGGAGGUCCGUCUGAAGGCUGACCGCUACCUCACCUAUUUCGGCCUCUUCCAGGUCCACUCGGCCGCAGUGGGCACAGGGAUCCACAAGCCGCUCUCCAGCGUGCAUCUGGGAGCUGGAGUUUGCAGCUGCCUUCUUCUGCCAUGUGGUGAUUUUGGGGUGUGUGUGUGGGUGUGUGUGUGUAGGUGGGUGGGUGGGGGGCAAGGACCGGCCAUGUCUGGGGGUCCCGAGUCCUCUGGGGACCACUGCCCUGCCAACUCUCCUGGAUCGGCGACAGAGCCGGGCACCCCCGCAAAGCAAGCCUGUGGGUGCCAGGCUAGAAAUUUCUGGGGGACAAAUGUGGGGGGGCUCGGGAGCCCCGGGCCCGCCCUCCCCCUUUUGAGGAUUGCAGGGGUCCCGGGUUUGGGGUCUGCCCCCCAAGAGAAGACUCCAUCCGGGAAGAAGCCGGGAAGAAGGAUGGCUGUGAAGAUUUGGAGGGGGGCCUUCAGCCCCUACCCCAAGCUGGAUUCUUUGGGGUUGAGGCAGUGCCCCCCAGCCCCCCGGGCGAUUGUGGGGGUCCUGGCAGUGGGCCUGCUGGCCUGCCUCUUCAUGCUCUUCAGCAUCCAAGCCCGCCUGGAAAAUUUGGGAGAAGACCUGGCCGCCCUACGGAGGGAAGGGAUGUGCCAGGCAUCCGGGACCCCCGAAGACCGGGACGCCCCGGAUUCACGGCAGAGGGCUGUCGAGGGUCCGGCGCCCCCCGUGCUGAGGACGAGACGGACCAGGGAUGUGAGGAAGACACCGCAGGACCCGUUUGCGCGUCAACGCAAAAAACACUCCGUCUUGCAUUUGGUCCCUGCUCGUCAUUCCAACAACGAGGAAGGAGACGCCACGGAGAUCUGGUGGUCCCCUUUCCUGCAUCAAGGCCGAGCCCUGGAGCCCAGCGGGCAAGACGUGGUGGUCCGGCACACCGGGCUCUACUUCGUCUACAGCCAGGUGCUGUUCCAUGACCCCACUUUUACCAUGGGGCAGGUCCUACGGCGAGUGGCCCUGGGCAAGCCGGACCAGAUCCUCUUCCGCUGCGUGCAGAGUAUGCCGCCCAAGGUGGAGAAGGCUUAUAACAGCUGCUACAGCGGAGGGGUUUUCCAACUGCACCAGGGGGACCGUCUGAGUCUGCGCAUCCCACGGUUCAACGCCUCCUUCGACAUCUCCACCCAUGGCACCUUCCUCGGCGUGCUCCGUUUGUAGACGUCCGAGCAUCUUUGCAGACCCCCGUCCCACCUCUGAGAAGGAUCCCCACCGCAAAUCUUGGGGGUUCUCCACCCAGAAGCGUCUCCUUCCUUGUGGAUCGUGGCUUGGCCACAAGGUAGACUUGACACAGCCGGGAGGCUCAAAAAUGCUGAAAAUUUUCCCGCAGAAAAGUGGGGCGAACCAGACUGAGCCCACCCUGGCUUAUGUUUCCGGACCACUUAGGAGAUCCUUCAGCAGGGAGAUCCCAAGAACCUGGUUUUUGAGUUUGGAUCCAGCGAGAUCGAAGUGGCAGCCAACAUUUUUUUAUACCUUUGGACCGAGGCAUGUUUAUCUCUUUUGGAAUCACGUUUUGCAAAUGUCCAGGAACCGAGGGGUCUAGCCCAGUUGUUUCUC